Molecule: messenger RNA, 3784 nt
Organism: Cydia pomonella (codling moth)
Lineage: Eukaryota; Metazoa; Arthropoda; Insecta; Lepidoptera; Tortricidae
Product: odorant receptor Or2-like
Exons: 5
Coding region: 266-1474 (402 amino acids)
Biological process (GO): detection of chemical stimulus involved in sensory perception of smell; sensory perception of smell
Cellular component (GO): plasma membrane
Molecular function (GO): olfactory receptor activity; odorant binding
Source: RefSeq, a predicted model, not a curated record
UGUUAUGUUUUCAAAAUUUGCAUAUAGGCUAAUUAUGCAUAGGUAAAUAAGGUUUAUUAGCUGAUUAAAAGAUUAAAUAUAAAUAACGAAUUGAAAGUUACUAUUGUCUGCCAAUUAAUUUUACCACUAAGUAUUUAAUCAAGUUUUUCCGUUAAUUAAGAACACCCCAUCACUGAUACAAAGAGAAGGUAUAAAAGGACAUAUUAUUAAGCUGGUUUGUCACAAUUAUUUUCAUUUCCUAGUGAAAACAUAAGAACAACGCAAAAUGAUUAAAUAUAUUUUGAAAAAGUUGGAAAAUCCAAAACGACCCUUGCUUGGUCCCAAUGUUAAAGCUUUACAAUUUUGGGGGCUUCUACUUCCAGAAAACGUAAUUAUGAAAUAUGUUUACAUAUGUCUACAUAUAUCUAUCAUUUUCUUUACGGCUACAGAAUACGUGGAUAUAUGGUUUAUCAAAUCCGAUAUGAAUAUGCUUUUGGAAAAUCUUAAAAUAACAAUGUUAGCUAGUGUGAGUGUAGUAAAAGUAUCAACCUUUUUAAUUUGGCAAAAUUCUUGGCGGGACAUAAUUGACUAUGUGACAGAAGCGGAUUUGAACCAGCGAAAAACUACAGACGAAACUAAAUUAACCAUUAUUAAAAAAAAUACAAAGUAUUCGCGUAAAAUUACAUACCUUUAUUGGUCGCUUAUGUAUACCACGGUAGUGGUUGUUAUGGUACAGCCGAUCAUCAAAUAUGUCUUUUCACAAACAUAUAGAGAUAAUAUCAAGAAUGGAGAAGAAUCAUACAUUCAAGUCGUGAGUUCUUGGGUUCCAUUUGACAAAAGUGAGGUUAUCGGAUAUUUAGCUGCCUGCGCUUUCCAAAGCUACGCGGCUAUAUACGGCGGAGGUUGGAUCACUUCAUUUGACACAAACGCAAUAGUGACUAUGGUAUUUUUUAAAGGAGAAUUGCAGCUCCUAAGAAGAGACUCUGCUGAGAUUUUUGGAAUUGAAAAUAAUCCUGUAUCGCGUGAGGAAGCAGAAAAGAGACUCAAGGAAUGUCAUAGAAGACAUGUUAACUUAAUCAAAUAUUCGAGUCUCUUUGACUCCUGCUUGUCGCCGAUCAUGCUUUUCUACAUGUUCGUAUGCUCCGUGAUGCUCUGCGUAACUGCCUAUCAGAUAAGGUAUGGAACUAGUAUGAUGCAAACGAUAUUACAAGUUGAAUAUCUUGUGUUCGGGGUAUCUCAACUCUUUAUGUAUUGCUGGCACAGCAACGAUGUAAUGUACACUAGCGAGAAUGUAAUCCACGGCCCCUACGAAAGCAGAUGGUGGUCUGAGAAUGCUCUCCGCAAGGACCUCGUCAUAUUACUGGGGCAGUACCGCAAAGAGAUUGUAUUUUCUGCAGGGCCUUUCACCAAUCUAACUCUACCCACUUUUAUAAGUAUUUUGAAAGGUGCCUACAGCUACUACACAUUGUUGACCAAGUCACGAACAGAUAUUUAAAAGUAGAGCAGUGGCUGUAGAUAUUUUUAGUUAACGAGUUCACCUCACUUCUACUAUCUUGUAUAUUGUCUAAGUACUUUAAAAAUGUAUUAAAUUUAGAAAAAAAAGUAAAUAUUAUGUUUGCUAACUGUGAUUUAUUAUAUAGAUGUAUAUCUUUCAUCAUGGAUAAUUUAUUUGUUUUGUUUUAUUUGCGUUAUUGGCAUUUUCAUGGGUAAUUAUUUGGAAAAACUAGUAUUUAUUUUGUGAAAAUAAGAAUGUAAUAUAGAUAAUACAUAAAAUGGCCCAUUAUGUCUGUUUGUCGAGGAAUUUAUCUGAUCCCAGGAUAAUUGAAACGUGCGAAAGCUAAUAUCUCGCGGAUUACCUAUAUUAUUUUUUCCAAUAUUCUUUGUUCUUGUAUAAAUCUGGUAAGAUUAUUGUAGGUGAAUUAAAAAACGAUGCAGUGAGAUUAAAUAAAUAAAGUGAACAUAAAUAUUAAGACUUAAUAAGGAUGUUAACAGUUUUUUUUACGUAUCUACUUAAGUACUUGUCGUUUUGAAGCAUUUCCGCUAAACUCUUAACUCAGCGGUGAAUGUGUUUUCUUUAAUAACUAUGUACUUACUAAUAUUGUCACCUUGUACGAUAGUAAAAUUUUUGCUUAGUUUAGUGCCUAUGAUGUACGAAAUACAUUGCCGCUCGAAAAAACAUCAAAAGUUAAUUGUGCUCUAGUACUCGUUGUUGAGACUAAAUAAAAAAAUUCUUCCAGGAUAGCUAGAAAAAAUAGCACUAUAACCUACGCCUAGUUUAAGUUUGCAGUUAUAUCAAAAAUACAUAUUUAGUUGACUUAGUUAUUAUAAAAAAUCAGAAAAUUAGACAUUCAUUUUAAUAACAUUAAAAUCACGUUAAAUUCACUGACUGUAUACCUAUACAACCAGAUUUGUAAGCAUAGGUAAUAAUUUAACCGCUUAAAUUGUAUGCAUAACAAUGGAUCAGAGCAUAAUAAAUUCUGAUACAAACAUUUGCAAAUCUAUUUUAACAACCACCGUAUACGAAAUUGUUUGCCAAAACAAAGGUACAGCGCGUUCAAUUCCGCGUUAAAAUUAUGUAAAUAGCAGGGACAAAGUGCUCAGGUGCCAAGUUUUUGUCUGUACCCAAAGUAAUUUACAUAGGUCGGUAAGAAAAAUACUUGACACUUACUACAGAACACUUUUUGAGUCAGCUUAGUUAGAGCUUUUUAGAAUAAAAAAAUAGUUUGACUUACAUACGUGUUAUUAUCAAAGUGGUUGUUCUUUAUUCAGAUUUCGGGUAGUUACUGAUCGCUUCGAUGAUUCGCAUCUUACGACGGUAGCUGUUAAGUUCUUAUUUGUUAACUGGGGAGCCAGCAAAUGUGUGGCAGUUGGACGUCAGGUUUAUCACUACUACAAGCAAAUUUAAAUACAAAAAAAUAUUUUCUUCUUUGUUUUCAAACAACAAUAGGAUUAAGCGUAAAAAAAUCCAUAUUAAUAUUUGAAAUAAAUUCUGAAAAAAACGUGAUUUCAUAAACAAAAUAACAGAGACAUUGAAACGCAUUUACCGGAUUAUAUCGGAAGAGGGCCAAUAAGGUUCUCGUUCAAUUUUAUUAAUCUUCCGUACAAUAAAGUUUAAGCAAAAUGGAUCAUCGUAAUCGCCAACCUUGACAUAAAACUGUCAUAUGCCACGGUUUUGCCAGCUCCGUUGCAGGGUACUUGUAACAAUUAAGUUACCUACGAACUGAAACUUAGGUACAGUCAGCAUCAAAAGUAGCGGAUCAAAUAACGUUUCAUAAGUAUCUACCAUUCUGUAACUGCUUAAGAAAGAUAUACUUUAGAGCGCGAAUUGUAGAAAUUUAUCUAUACUUGGAAAAGUUAUCCAGAAUAUCAGAUACUUUUGGCGCGUUGUCUCAUCCGCUACUUUUGAUGCUGACUGUACCUACUAAGUUAAAUGAAAUAACUUGUGAAAAUCGAAUCGUAUUAAUGUUAAAGAACGACAACGUCUUAUGAAAUUAAAUGAGUCUUUUCCUAAAUAAAUAUGCUCUCACUAAUUAAAAUAGAACCUUGUAUAGUCGCAUCCAGAUAAAACCAUGAAACUUGGAAUGGCUAUAAUAAAAAACGGAAGUGGAAAUAACUCGUCAAAUGUUUUCCCCCUUCUUUUGAUAACUGUUUUUGACAUGAUUGAACCUUGUUUUGAUAACCUGAUGAAUUAAAUACAAGCUUAGACCCCAAGGAACAUACAUAGACCUUUAUUAAAUUGUAGAAAUUUAUUGAGAGCACUACUGACCUUUCAAUAGGUAACCCAUGAUACAUACAUCCAUCUAUU